This is a messenger RNA of Epinephelus lanceolatus (giant grouper), 2999 nucleotides long. The record is from RefSeq and is a predicted model, not a curated record. NCBI's taxonomy places the organism in Eukaryota, Metazoa, Chordata, Actinopteri, Perciformes, Serranidae.
GAACAAUUGAUGCAGCUAAAUAAGGAAACGUGUUCAAUAUUUAGACCAUUAUGAAAGCCUUCAGACUUUCUAUUGAGUUACAAACUGAAGAGAUGCAGCAUUUCCAGCAACUACUUCGUUUAAGAUGCGGAUCUCUGUUGUUGCUUAGCGUUAAUAAUAGCUUUUCCCUACUGCCUAGUUUUCCUCAAUACUAAUUAUUUUCUCUGCUGUCUCCCCCUCCAUGCCCCCUACUCCCUGCCCCUGUGCUCUCUCACUUGCCUGCACUAAUCCUUUUGUUGUGGGCUGAGGGGCCCAGGCUUUGGCUGACCAUUCGGCACUGUAAGGGCUGGUUCAGCUGAAGGGUGCCCUCCGAGUCCUCCUGUCCUCCACCAGAUCUGGCGGGCCUAUCAUUAACGCCUCUUCUUUUCUAGAAGCUUCCAGCUCUCUCCUCACCUUGAUUUAAAUAUCUCUCUCACUUUGCUUGUUUGUAUGCAUCAUCUUCUCGUUGUCUCAAGCUCUGAGCCAGUCCUGGGAGCUUGACGGGAGUCGGACAGCCUUAGGUAGGAACAUGCACUUCAGGACCACUGCGCCCACUUUGCUGCUGCUUCUUUGUCUGCUGGAGGUGAGAGGGCAGGAGCGGGGGUACCUGCAGGGGGCUCUCAGGGCCUUGGAUCUGCCCCUGGGUGCAGACGACAAUGAGCCACGGCUCCACAAGAACCACACCGGGGUCCUGAUCACCAAGCUCCUCCAGGUGGUACACUGUGCAGAGCAGACUGGAACCUCUCAGGACGGCUGUAACAAGUGCCUGACACCAGAUGUGGCUCUCUCUGUGCUGAAGCAUGAUGGGAAGGCUUACGUCACUGAGGAGGACUAUCAGCGGAUCUCUACUGUUCUGCUGUACUACAUAAUUAACCUGCAAGACCUGUGCGUGUCAAAUGCUGCCUCUCCUUCCUCCUUUUCCUCAGCCUCCUCCUCCUCUUUUGGGAACUAUCAGUUCUACCUUUUGGCCCUAACCAGUCUACACCCAGCUGAGGAUGACCACUUCCUGUCACCCAGUGAAACAGAGAGUAUACUGCAGGUCAUCAACCAGCACUACGACCCCCCCGAUAAAGACGCCUCAUCUGAUUUGCAAUGUUUUGACGCCGCUCGCCUCCUUGAAGAUGUUGACGUAGAAGAAAAAGCAGGUGCUGGUGUGUUUUCUGUGCCCAAACUGGCCGCAUCUAUCAUCAGCCACGUCCUGCAGGGCCACUGUUUCAAACAGAGGAACCUCCCAUCUCCUGCUUUCUUCACUGAAUACAUCUUUCAAUCCCUAAAUCGCACAAGUGAACUGCAGAUAAUGGAUUUAGAAGAGUUGCUUCAUCAGUUGGGAGUGGGACAGGAAACAGCGACGCACUCUCACCACAGGAAGAGGCGGAGUUCACAGAAAGGGGCCAGGCCUCUGCUGGAUGGUUGUCAACAUGAAAAUGGUGGAAUAAGCAGAGACUGGGCACAGGUGUGUUUUUCGGCCAAUCAGCUGGUGGAUAUUUUUGCUCUGAAUCCCCAUUUGCCGAUUUCCAAGGAGCACUUCAGGCAAAUGUGCCCAGCCAUCAUCCAGCAGUUGCUAGGCAAUGCCUGCGAGUCUGCAGAGCAAAAGAGAAGAGGAUCUCUGCCCACUGCUCUCGAGAAGUAUGGCUACAGCACGGUUGCUGUCCUGCUCAUCACGGUGGGCUCCAUGCUCGGUAUCUGCCUGAUCUUCUUCAACUCCUGCCAGGAAACCUACACACUGAUCCUGCAGCUGUUUGUGGGCCUGGCAGUGGGGACCCUCUCAGGAGAUGCACUCCUGCACCUCAUACCACAGAUCCUUGGGCUCCAUGAUGCCGCUCACAGUCACGAUGACGAACACUAUACAGAGGGGAAGGACUAUCUGUGGAGGAUUCUGGGCAUGAUAGCAGGGAUCUACGGCUUUUUCCUUAUUGAAAGAAUCUUCUCCUUUUUUGUUCCCUCUCAUGGCCAUGGUCAUGGUGACCUUGCCUUAGAGCUCAACUGCAACGGCCAGUCACAGAGGGGCAAGUCCAUCUCCACCAUACAGCUGGGACCAGUGGAUGACUUGGAGUGUGCAGAAGCAUCUCCUGAGCAUGUCGACACAAGGAGGCCUUCACAUCAGAGACAAGGGGUUCCUCUGCUGGCUGUGAUGGUAAUCGUGGGAGACAGCCUUCAUAACUUUGCGGAUGGCCUGGUUGUCGGGGCAGCCUUCUCCUCUUCAGCUGAGACUGGCAUGGCGACCACCGUGGCCAUCCUGUGCCACGAGAUACCGCACGAGAUGGGGGACUUUGCAGUGUUGUUGAGCUCUGGACUCUCAGUGAAGACUGCUGUGCUAAUGAACUUUCUCAGCGCUCUGACGGCCUUCAUGGGCCUCUACAUUGGACUGUUUGUUUCCUCGGAUAUGGAAGUGCAGCAGUGGAUCUUUGCUGUUACUGCUGGGAUUUUCCUCUAUCUGUCACUGGUAGAAAUGCUUCCAGAGAUGAGUCGAGUGAAGACGGACAGACCGUGUCUCAUGUUCUUCCUACAGAACCUCGGUCUGUUGAUGGGUUGGGCCUGUCUUCUGCUCCUCGCACUCUUUGAACAUGAACUCACAUUCUAAUGCAGUGUGCGUGACGUAUAUCUCUUCAUGCAGGGUUGAGCUGAAAACAAACUUGUUUUCUAGUGUUUUUUGACUUGAACAUGUUAGUGUGUGCAACCAGGGUGUUUAACUCAUUAUUGGUCAACGAGUGAGUAUUUCAUGAUGUUGUAGUCUCAGCACUGGAUGGUAAAUGUACGUUAGCUGUAUGAUGAAUCCUCCUUUUUUUAUACUUGAUGAUUUAUUUUUGUAUGUUAGGUCUCUGGAUGUUGAAUAGUUUAAACUCUAAUGACCUUAUUUGGCAGAUUCAGGUACAUUUGUGCAUAUCUGUUGUUCUGUGAAAUAUCUACAUCCCCUCAGACAAUCAAAUCAUUUGAUUUUGGAGUCAUGACUCACAAGCAAAAUAUAAAGUAUUGUAAAUCUA